AUGUCGGUUAUUCUAGCGUCAGCGGGGUAUGAUUCCACAAUCAAGUUUUGGGAUGCUCUUUCAGGAGCCUGCUCACGAACCGUCCAGGUGGAUUUCCAAGUCAAUACAUUACAAAUCACCAAUGACAAACGGCUCUUGGGUGCUGGAGGAGCCCCUAUUAGAUUAUACGAUCUCAGUCGUUCAAAAAUGAAUCCAAUAAUGUCAUAUGAGGAAAAUACAGUGGUCAGUUCUCUAAUGUUUGCUGCCGAUGAUAAUUGGUUAGUAGCUGCGUCGGAAGAUGGAUCGAUUAAAAUAUGGGAUACAAGGGCCCCACGAUGUCAAAGACACUUUGAAAACGGUUCAGUGGUAAACGAUGUAGUUAUCCAUCCCAACCAGGGGGAAAUAAUGUCGUGUGAUAAAGAUGGCACAGUGAAGGUCUGGGAUUUGAGUGAGGAAAGAGAAACUUAUAGGCUAACGCCCAAUGAAACUAAUCCUGUAUCAUUGAGUUCGCUAUCGGUGGCCUCCAAUGGAUCGAUAUUGGUGACUUCAUCGAAAGAUGGCGAGGUUUAUAUGUGGGCAAUGUCAGAUUUGGCAGCAGGGGACUCUAAAGAGAAGAUGAAGUCUGUGAGGAAAUUAAAGGCCCAUGAUGACUAUUGCACUAGAAUCUUGUUGUCCUCUGAUGCAAAACACUUAGCCACUUGCUCCGCCGAUAGCACUGCGAAAAUCUGGAACACUAGCACAUUUGAUUUAGAAACAGUCUUGGAUAAACAUAAGAAAUGGGUGUGGGAUUGCGCCUUCAGUGCAGACUCGGCUUAUCUUGUUACAGCCUCUUCGGAUAAUUAUGUGAGACUAUGGGAUUUGGCAACUAAUGAAGUGGUAAGAGAGUAUGGAGGAAUGAGUGGUCAUCAAAAGCCUGUGACCUGUUGUGCGUUGAACGAUAUUUGA
This is a messenger RNA of Saccharomycopsis crataegensis, 924 nucleotides long. It is a transcript of the gene LST8, whose product is annotated as TOR complex subunit LST8. Lineage: Eukaryota; Fungi; Ascomycota; Saccharomycetes; Ascoideales; Saccharomycopsidaceae. The transcript has a single exon. Gene Ontology annotation, biological process: TOR signaling; regulation of actin cytoskeleton organization. The coding region runs from base 1 to 924 and encodes 307 amino acids. Gene Ontology annotation, cellular component: TORC1 complex; TORC2 complex. Gene Ontology annotation, molecular function: protein binding. The record is from RefSeq and is a predicted model, not a curated record.